AUGCGGCUUUUUGCCAAGUUGGAAAAGUGUAAUUUUAUGGUGGAUAGUAUUGUUUUUCUUGGUUAUGUGAUUUCGAAUGUAGGGAUUUCAAUAGACCCUAGUAAAGUGGAGGCCAUUCAAUCUUGGCCUACUCCUACUACUCUCACUCAAGUUAGGAGUUUCCAUGGUCUAGCUUCCUUCUAUCAAAGGUUUGUGAAGAAUUUUAGCAUUAUUUUGGCCCCGGUGACCAAAUGCAUGAAGAAGGGUACUUUUGUGUGGAUACUAUUGGUUCGAAGGGCUUUUGAGACCCUCAAGAAGAAGUUGUGUGAGGCUCUAAUUAUAGCUCUUCUGAAUUUUGAUCAACCCUUUGAAGUUGAAUGUGAUGCUAGUGGGGUUGGAGUCGGAGUGGUUCGUGUGCAAGGAGGGAGACCGGUUGCUUAUAUUAGUGAGAAGCUUGGUGGAGCAAGAAUGAGAGAUAUAGUAACUAUGAAAAGGAGUUCUAUGCUAUUGCAUGCCAAAUGGGUUAAAUUCCUCCAAUCAUUCACUUUCUCUUCUAAGUACAAGGAAGGUAAGAGCAAUGUUGUCGCCAAUGCUCUUUCUAGGAGGCAUUGUAUGAUCACUAUUCUUGAUGCAAAGUUUUUAGGAUUUGAGUUGCUUAAAGAGUUGCAUAGCGAUGAUGAGGAUUUUGGUGGGUUGACGAAGAAGCGUAAGGAAGGGGUAGAUGGCUCAUUCAUGAUUUUUAGUGAUGUGCAAGAUGUGAUAGCUCGUUGUGGGGCUUUUCACAAGGCUAAGAGUCAAUUCCGUGAAGGACUGUACUCUCCUCUUCCGAUCCCUAGUCACUCUUGGGAUGAUCUUAGUAUGGAUUUUGUGGUUGCUAUCCCUCGCACUCAAAGGCAAAAUGAUUCUGUGUUUGUUGUGGUUGAUCGUUUUAGCAAGAAGGCUCACUUCAUUCCUUGUUACAAGACCAAUGACGCUUCUCAUGUGGCUACCUUGUUCUUUAGAGAAGUGGUGAAGCUUCAUGGCAUUCCAAAAAGUAUUGUAUCGGACCAAGAUCCUAAGUUCUUGAGCUACUUUUGGAAGACUUUGUGGAACAAACACAUGAAAGAUUGGGAUCUUAAGCUAUCUCAAGUUGAAUUUGCUUACAACCGCUCUCAUUGCAUAGUUACCGGGAAAACACCAUUUGAAGUAGUGUAUGGUUAUAAUCCCCGCCUACCACGUGACUUGUUGCCUAGUAUCCCUCAAGAGGAGUUGAGCUUUGAGGAAAAAGAUAGAGUUGAAACGAUGAAAAAGCUUCAUGAAGAUGUUAAAAAGAGAAUUGAGAAGGCAAAUGAGAGUUACAAGAAGCCAAGGGCAUUCAAUGUAGGUGAUCUUGUGUGGCUCCAUCUUCGGAAGGAAAGAUUCCCGGCUAAUAGAAAGAACAAGCUCAUGCCAAGAUUCGAAGGCCCCUUAGAAGUUGUGGAGAGAGUUGGACCUAAUGCUUACAAACUCAAACUACUGAGAGACUUUAAAAUUCAUGUUGGUGAUCUUGCUCCUUUUCUUUUUGAAGAUGAUAUUGGUGACGAUGAUCCGGAAAUGAGGGAAAUUCCUUUUGAAGGGGAGGGGUUUGAAGCGGGUGCAUGGAACUUAGUGGAAGACGUGCCACGUGUCGUGACACGAAGUCAGGCCAAGCUUCUUGGAGGUCACCAUUCGGGACUAACCAUCAUCACACUUGAAGACAAGAAGAAUUGA
Chenopodium quinoa (quinoa) is the source of this 1707-nucleotide messenger RNA. RefSeq lists its product as uncharacterized. NCBI's taxonomy places the organism in Eukaryota, Viridiplantae, Streptophyta, Magnoliopsida, Caryophyllales, Amaranthaceae. Gene Ontology annotation, biological process: DNA integration. The record is from RefSeq and is a predicted model, not a curated record. The transcript is spliced from 5 exons. Bases 1 to 1707 code for a protein of 568 amino acids. Gene Ontology annotation, molecular function: nucleic acid binding.